Schistocerca nitens (vagrant locust) is the source of this 988-nucleotide messenger RNA. RefSeq lists its product as uncharacterized. The transcript is spliced from 3 exons. The coding region runs from base 244 to 642 and encodes 132 amino acids. The record is from RefSeq and is a predicted model, not a curated record. NCBI's taxonomy places the organism in Eukaryota, Metazoa, Arthropoda, Insecta, Orthoptera, Acrididae.
UCUUGUUUGCACUUGUUGCCAAGGCAAUACAGGGAAGAUCUGCAAACAUAUAGACUGGGGAGCUACAGGGAGGUGACGAAUAGUGACAGUGUACGUAGACUGUAUUAUUUUAUUGCUACAGAUGAGGAGCCUCCUCAAGGGUGGCUAGAGCCUCUGUAUUGCUCUCAGAAUGCAGGGGCUUCAAGUUCUUCGGAACGUUUGGAGCAAACGGACACAGGUUUGCUCUGUGAAAGCCAAGGAGAGAUGCCAGAGACACUUCACACGGAGACAGUUCCAGACAAUAGAAAUAAUGAUUUAAUCGACGAGAUAAAAGCUCGUCUCAUAGAUUUUUCAAAUAAAUCCCCUGAGGAAAUGAGGAAAGGCCUUGAAGUCAUGUGCGAAAAAUUGAGAAAGCUUGCAUCUUAUUUGGCAAAUUUUGGUGAAGGAAAAUCUAGAAAAAAUCGCGGUAACUAUAUUCCCGUUCAGUCCACUGCAAUAAGCAGAAGAAAAAACAAGUUGGCAGGUCGCAGAUGUCAUCCGGGGGGAAGACAAAGACCACACUCUAAGCAAAGCGAGGAAUUUGUAAAGACAGUAGAAAUUUCUGAAAUGGCUACCUUUCCACCACCAGCUACGCAGUCAUCCCAGUCAGCUUCAGACUUUUGAAGGUGCGCGACUGUUGACUGCAGCAUAGUGUGUAGGAUUUUCUUAAUCUGAGAUCCAACGUAAUGGAACUAUUAAGGGAAUGAUUGUAGUAAGUUUUUUCUUAAAGCUCAGGCCUAGCCUGACUGCUGAAAUAUAUUAAGUUUUUUUGUUGUACCUCGGGUCUGACCCGAUUAUUCCCGGCGGGGUCAGGGAUUUUCUCUGCCUCGUGAUGACUGGGUGUUGUGUGAUGUCCUUAGGUUAGUUAGGUUUAAGUAGUUCUGAGUUCUAGGGGACUGAUGACCAUAGAUGUUAAGUCCCGUAGUGCUCAGAGCCAUUUUCUAACCCGAUUAUUGAAAUAAGUUUUUUG